AUAACGGUGAUUGAUUUUAGAGACAAAUUCAUUAAAAGUAUCUACAUCUUAACGAAAGAAAGCCUUACACGAACGACAAUGGUCAAAAUCGCAGUUGCUGGUGGCUCGGGUGAAGUUGCCCAUGAAAUAAUCGAUGCUUUAUUAGCUGCGAAGAAGCACGAUAUCACUAUCCUGUGUAGGAUUAAACCUUCCACAGGGGACAGUAUGCCUGGUGUCACCUGGCGUGCUGUAAACUAUGACGACAAGAGCGAUCUAGUCGAUGCCUUGCAGGGAAUUCACACCGUCUUAUCUUUCAUCCAGGUCAUGAAGGAUCAUGGGAACAAGUCCCAGAAGAACCUGAUCGACGCCGCCAUCACUGCUGGAGUUACCCGGUUUGCACCGAGCGAAUGGGGAAGUGGUGGAACUGCGGGAAUGCCUUGGUGGACAGGGAAGGGGGAGAUCAGAGAGUAUCUCAAGAAGGUGAACGAGAAUGGAAAGGUCCUCGGAUAUACUCUGUUCCAGCCAGGCCUGUUCUUGGACUAUUUGGCAUCUCCAUACAAGACGGCCAAAUACGUCACCCCGCUGAACACGAUGAUUGACUUCCAGAACCGGCGUGCAAUUGUAGUUGACGGUCACGACAGCAUCAUGAGUUUCACUACUGUCCACGAUCUUGCUGCAGUUGUUGCCAGAGCAGUCGAAUACGAGGGCGAGUGGCCCGUGACUGGUGGGAUUUGCGGCAAUAAAGUCACCGUCUCACAGAUUCUCGAGAUUGGCGAGAAAGUUCGAGGUCGCCCGUUUGCCAUCGAGAAUGUCAAACUCGAGGAUCUCGAAGCUGGGAAUCUCAAGUCAUCAUGGACCUUGGAAACUCACCACCCAAGCGUCAGCAAGGAACAAGCCGAAAACCUGGUGAAGACUGUUCUCAUAGGUACUCUACUGAGCAGUGCAAAGGGUGCAUGGAAUAUCUCAGACGAGUUCAACCAGCUCCUUCCCGACUAUCAGUUCACUCAGAUAGAGGAGUUCCUCGCUGAAAUUUGGGCGGGAAAGCCAUAGUGAUCAACAAUCCCAUAGUGAAUUCAAACAGGGCUGCAUUAAUAAAUGACUGGCUC
Molecule: messenger RNA, 1085 nt
Organism: Ilyonectria robusta
Lineage: Eukaryota; Fungi; Ascomycota; Sordariomycetes; Hypocreales; Nectriaceae
Exons: 6
Coding region: 79-1029 (316 amino acids)
Source: RefSeq, a predicted model, not a curated record